AUACGUAUAAAAAAUGUACUCUGUGACUCUAUUAUUGUAGACAUUUUAUAGCUACACUGUAAAUAUCUAUGUUUCUUUUUAAUACUGAGUCAAUGCCUUUGGGAAGGCACUGGGAAGUAGGUACCUCUUGUUUACCGUUUGCUCCAUUACAUCUUCAUUCAAAGGCAUGAAAUGUUAUUAGAAUCUCCCUGGAAAAUGAACAGGCUGCUUGUUUUCUGUUCAAGCAUGUAUACAGCAAAUUGCUUGCCUCUUGGGAAUCUGCUCUUGAACAUACUACUUCACCUGUAAUUUAUGUAUUAGCUGGUUCUUGGGAAUUUUAAGAAGAAACGUGUUUUCUUACAGUCUUUUGUAACAUAAGCACCAUUUAAAUCAGCAGGCAGAGAAUCCAAGUCCUUUACCCAUAUUGUGGUCUUUAGGGCCAGUUUCUUGCAUACUUUUGCUCUGUUUUAUAGGACUCAUUUCCAUUGAAAGGCUUGGAGGGAGAAGUGGGAGCAUCGUGGUCCCAAGGGUGUCCUCAGCAGAGAGAUUAUUUCCUGGAGAGGAGACUGUUUUGGGGAUUAGCUUCUGAGAAGGACUGAUAAAAAAUAAAGAAUUGUUAGUAAUAGUUACCUCUGUUUACUUUCGGCACAAAGGUCUUAACACAGUUCGAUCACAUUCCUCCUCCAAGGACUCUUCCCAAUACUACUUACAGCUACAAUCCAGAGAGCGAGGUUGCCUUUUAUAGAGAAGCAAAACCUGGUAAUUCUUGCUCAGGAUCGGAGGGGUAGAAGAAAUAGUAGAUGCUGCCCAGAAAAUGCCAUGUGCCUUCAGGGAGGAUACAUUUACCAAUUAGACACACUUAUAAACCACUGGGUUUGUGAUUCUGUCUAAUCCUAGCAUUUUUUUCUCUCCCCUGUGAAAGAUUUAGGAGUAGCUUCAAUUGAAACUACGGGAAAUGACUCAUGGUCAUCGUUGAAAAUGUGAGAGUCAGUUCUCUACCCCUGAGGGCUAAUGGAUCUCAGCUGCCCAUUAAAUAUUUGUUAAAUGAAUACCAAUUCUAGAAUCUUCCCAACCUUACUACAUCACCUCUUCUAGUACUGAUUAUUUUUAGCCAUAACUUUAUAUGAAUCAUCAAACAUUUCAUUAAAUUGGAGCCAAUUGAUAUAGUCAACUAAGACCAACUUCCUCAACUGAAGGAACAAUAACGAUCCCGCUAAAACAAAACAAAACCAAACAAAGAAAAAAUCACUGUAUUGGUACUUACUGACUUGCUUAUUUCAGCUAUCUGAACAUGUGAAUUGUCCAGUUGGAUGUGUUGAGUGUACAUUCAGAAAUCCUGAGUUGACAUCGUAAUGUUCAACUCAGGAAUGAUCUAGAUGUGGCUACAUCUGGAUAUGCCUUUUGUCAGAAAUUAGUUGCAUUUCUAAGCAAAUUAGAUGAACUUCUAGUACAAUCCUUCAUCUCCUCAUGUUGAGUAGAAAAGCCAGUUAAACUUUUGGCAAAUUGCUAAGUCUUCAAAGUUCAUAUUUGAUUUUCUUUCUAAAUUUUAAAUUAAAUCCACGUUAUGUUUGUCCAUUGAUGUGGUUGGCUUACAGACAUUAAUUCAGACCACUGGCUACUGAGUAACUUGUAUUUAUUAAAAGCAGCCCCUUGAUAUAAACACCAGUAAUUCGUAUGUUUUGAUUAGCUCUAGCUAGCCUUUCAAAAUAAAUGAGUGCAUUGUAUGAUCUUGAAUAUGAAGAGUGUUAUGCCUUCCGUUUUUUUUUUUUUUUUAAAUAGCUCCGACUUAACGUCCCCAGUCAUUGGAGGUUUACCCUGUGAUUAUGAUUCAUGAUCUAAUUUCAGGAUGAACGAUUAGAAAGCUGACUGAAAUUUGUCUGGAUAUUAACAUUAUGGUGCAUAUAAUAAUGCAGAUUUUUCUCUGAUAUUCUUCCCUUUUUGUCCUCCAAUCAAGCUUGUUUCAUCCUGAAUAAAAAUCAAAUGAGAUCCUUAAACAUUUCAAAAGGUUUUCCUGUUGGGCUGUGUCCAAAAUAAAUAAAAUUUAAAAAUUGCUUAUUACUGUUGUGAAGUAACACAAACACUACUGCUAUUCUCUGCAUAAUGAAACAUGGCCAUUCUUAUCAAGUAUUCAUUUGAUAAGUAGGCACCCGAGCCCUUGAACUAGAGUUAAAGGCAUGUUCCUUCCAUGUCUCAUUAAGUCCCUUGAAAGCAAGGGGGUGGAAUUUUGAUUUAGAUCAAGUAGCCAAUUCAAGGUAGGUUCCUUGAAAGGAGUAUGUAAUGAAAGCAUCUUUUCGGAAGAGCACUUUGGCAGUUGGAUGGGGAGUGAGUGGGUUAACAGAAGGAGAGAGUGGAGGUGAAAUGUGAUGUCAGAUAAUGACAGCCUGACAUAAGAUCCCAGAGACACUGAGAUGAAGAAGGGAAAACUUCAGACAGCCAGACAUCAGGAUUCUUUGUUUUAUGUGGAAGAGGAAUCGUAAACCUGGGGCAUAGUGUGAUCACACACCUAUUCCACAUCCACGGAACACCUCCACCAGUUGAUCACAGCAUUCUUUCCUGCCGAGCCCUGGUGUAACCUCAGAAUCUUGCAAACGUUUGACAAAUACUUAUUAAUAAAUACUAGUUAUUAAACAUGUGCUAUAUGCCAGGCACUGUACUCAGCCUUUACAUUUGUUAUCUCAAGGAUGAUGGAGUGGUUGGGAACGUGAAUUCUUUUUGCCAUUUACGAGUUGUGGGUCCUUGAUUAAGUUACUAACUUCUCUGAGCUUCAGUUUCUUCAUCUUUCAAUUGGGAUAUUAGUUUCUGUCUCAUAAGGUUUGGGGAAGGAUUAAAUGAAUAAAUAGGUAUAAAUGAAAAGUACUGAGAAGUGUCUGGCACAAGGUUAACUGCUACAUGUAUUAGUUGUUACUAUUGUUAUUAAUUCAUAAAACAACCUUAUGGAAUAGGUGCCAUUUUGCAGAUUAAAAAAUUGAGGCAAAAAAGGCCAGGUAAUUCACUCGGGGCCAUAGGCUGGGAUAGAGUGAUAGAGCUGGGCGUCAAACCCAGACAAUCCGACUCCGGUGUUUGCUUGCCUAACUUGUGUGUAUCCCUGAUCACAUGCCAGGUGCUGGGGACACUGACUGGGGAGAGAAAAGUGGGGGCUUGUCCUAAUGAGAUCCAGGGCUCCAGUCAUUUCCACUGCAGAGUUUGUCAUCUCCUAUAUAGAUAGAAUUAGUACCCAGAUUAUUGUACAAAACGUUUGCUGUUUUUCCUUGAUGUUUGGGUUUUUUGUAAAUGUGUUUCAUUAAAUACUUUAAGAAGGGGUCCAAUUUGUGUUUUCACAUAUGCUUUAAAAGUAGGUUAUUUUUUGUUUUUGCCUAACAGUUGACAUAUGCAAUACAUAUUAUAUUCAUUUGUAAUAUCUUUCCUUGUACCUAGUGAUCCUUCGCUGGAGGCAGCAGGAUAUGUCUCCCUAAUAUAAUGUAUAAUAUAUACAUUAUAUGUUUUAUAUAUAUUGUGUGAUGUAAUAUUAUUUAGCUAUAUAAUAUAUAUUAGGUGCAUUUUAUACAGUGUAUGUCGUGUAUACAUAAUAUAAUGUAUACAUUAUAUAUAAGGUAUGUAUUAUAAAAUAUAUACAUUAUACUACAUAUUAUAUGUAAUAUAAUAUAUACUGUAUAACACAUAUUAGGGAGACAUUUACAUUAGAUGUAAAGAAUCACUGGAGAAGAGAGAUGUUACGAAUGAGUAUGUGUACAUUAUAUUAUUGGAAAGGUAUCAGUAUUCUGAAAAACUUCUAUGCCAUCCACCUUUGUCCACACUCUCAGAGUCUUAUAUAUCUCCCAUUCAGAAGCCAUGGUGAAGUUAUGAUGACAUUUCAUAACCAUUUUUAUUCAGAAUAUUUUAUAGAGUAAAAGCAGAGUAAAUUUUAGCUGUUCUUUGACUUGACAUAAUUACGUGUAAUUAUAAAAGGCCAGGCGUUUUUAUUAUUGGACCUGCCAUUAACAUUAUAUUAUACUUCGACUAUACCUCAAUUAAAAAAAAAAAAAAAAAAGAGAGGCCAGAUUUUAAUUAUAGGUGGGAAGACUGCUGUAGCAACAAAGAAUCAAAAAUUCUGCAUUCCUCCAGAACUUCUUUAGCAAGGAGUAUGUCAUCACUGAUUUCAAUAUUUUAACAUUACAUUAGUCCUUAUAAUUCUUUAUUCUCAUAAAUAAAUUUCAGAAAUCUGUAACUAGUAUUGUUUUUUUCUAAGGAGGCAAAAACUUUUCUUGGUCUUGUGUAAAGUUCACAGAUACUAUUUAGUUGAGGAAAAUUUUUUAAAUCUCAUUUUUAAAAAUACAGUCUGCAUUGUUUGAUUUUACCCUUUUGUGCAAAUUACAUAAUUAUUUAACUAAAGUCCAGUUUCUUUUAAAGGAACUAUUUUAAAAUUUUGUGAGUUUAAGCUUGAUUAAGUUUGAGUUUUGGUGAAUUUGGUCUUUUGUUUUUAAACUUUUGCUAUGCUUAGGUUUCAGUGCUUUCACCGUAAAUGAACCAAAGAUUCAGCCCAGCCUCAUACAAGAGAUAGCUGUUCAGGGACUCAUCACAAAUUAUUCAUUUUGAUUGCUUGACUUGAUUUGACCCUGGUUUAAUGGAAACAGGAGGCCAGUGAUGACUCAUUUUUAACCCUUCCAGUCCCCAGUUGACGCUGCCUGCCUGUUUUGCCUUUGCAGGUACUGGGGGAAACUCCACUGUGGGUCUUUUUUGGGAGUGUUACUUCAAACUUUAGUGGCUAGGACAGUAAUCAACUGUGCACCUUUUCAUUAACGGCAUAAAGAAAACUGCAGUCAGUAAUGGUGAUCAAGUUUAAAUUCAGCUCAUCUAAGGACCGUAUAAUUUUAUUUAACCUGUUGCUGGAGCCCUGUCUUUUAACACCGGAAGUAUGCAUUUCAACCACUGAGAAGAAAUAUGGACAGGACUUUAUGCCUGUGGGUUCAUGCUUCAGUCUUCUGACAGAUUGACUUCAGUUCCUUUUCCAAUCUGUUUUGUCCUUGAGAGGUUGGUUUAUAAACUGUUCCACAGGAUAAAUUUUCUUUAACAAGAGGAACAAUUGGAAGUGGUAGAUGGAAUGAGAUUAGGAAAGAGAAGCCUGGAAUAAAUCCUUCAUACGUUCCUGUUUUUGUAAAAAUGGGGCAGAGAAACUCCUUACUGAAUCAAUAUAGUACUUUAAGGAAAAAAAAAAAGAUGAAAAUCACUUACAAUCAUUGGUGGGUGUGGAACUUUUUUUUGUCCAAGUAUUGAAAAGUUCAAGAAAUUCAAAUGUGGCUUUUGAAAGAAAUGUAAAUGACCAUCACAUGCUUAUGGCAUCAAGGUUCUUUGUCUUUUGUCAAGUGUAAUAUUAUUGAAAGACUUAGAAAGGUAACUAGGGCAGUGCAUCGCAAACUAGUCUCAAAAAACCAGAAUCACUUCCGUGCCACCCCCAUAGGUUAUUAUUCAGUAAGAUUGGGCGGGGCCUGGGAGCCUUCUUUUAACAGCCUUUUCAGAGGAUUCUGAUGCAGGUGGUCAAUAAACCAUACUUAGAGAAAAACCUAUUUAGGAGCUAAAUCUAAUUUUAUAUGCAAAUUUGUGCUUCUGUUUUUAAGCUUGAUGCAUUUAUUCCUCUGAUUUUCAUAUACAUUUUUAUGGAAUAACAUAGCCAUCAAGGCUGCCUUGGAGUUUUUAUAAUGGCACCCAACACUGUGUUUAAUUUUCUUAUUAAUACCUGUUUUCAGGUGGAAGAAAUCAGAAAACCACAGAGUUGGCAGGAAAGAAUGUUGCACCUCCUUCUGAACGACAGAUGUUGGGAUAGGGCAGAGAGGGUUUGAUCAAAAAGAAAAGUAGGGCAAGACUUCUAUAUUGGGAAGCAGUGGAAAGCAAAGUCUAGUAAUGCACAGCACUGAGGGCCAGCAAGGGUGUUUAGACCUCUUCGGGUAGACACUAGGUUGUCAGUUGCUUUUUUGAGCAGGGGACUAACCUGAUGCAAACAAGCCUUACUCUUGUGCUAGGGACACAUGGUACGUGGUCCAGAAGAGAGGAUUAAGGAAAGGCAGAAGGGAGCAGGGUGAGCACUUGGGGCUUUGAAUUUGGCAGGACUGACUGAAGGGUUCAUGCAGCAGUGUUCUCCCGUGCUGUUUUCCUGAAGGUCUAUAGCCAAUAAACUGCUCUCCAGCAGCUGCAUGUUAUGGUGUGACACCAAGGCUGCCCAGUCAUCAGGCCAGAUAGCCUCUCUGGGUUUAGAAAGCCCUUGAAUAACUGUUUCAACUACCACUACCUUCAUAACGUUGUGAGGCAAGGGUCUCACGUUAGACAAGGGAAACAGACUCAGGGAGUAAUUGAUCAAAAUCCACACAUCUAGAAACUGGCAGGGCUAGGCUUCAAAUCUGGAGCUACCUACUGAGAAUGUAUAGGCUUUAAAAACAGUAUAAUUUGUCAUAAUGAAGUGAUACAUACUUGUAACAAAUUGUACCGAAAUGAAUAAGUUAAAUAUGAAAUCCUUCAUGAUUUCAUCCUUGAGAGAACAGCUGAGAAAAAUCCAGUGCAUGUUGUUCAGAUACCUUUCUUGCAAAUGCCAACAUACAUUAAAUACAUAUGUGGGAGUCAUACGUUAUAUGCUUUUUACAACUUGCUUUGUAAAAUAGGUGGGAGUCAUACGUUAUAUGCUAUUUUACAACUUGCUUUUUUUUUUCACUUAAUGCUGUAACGCGGACAACUUCCUGGUUCAGCACGUAUAGAUAUGAAGUGAUUGAGAAGAAACAAUAAACACCAUCAUUUUGUAGACAGGACAACAUGGAUCAGCCGUUAACGGUGAAUUCCCUGAAAAAGUUAGCUGCCGUGCCGGACCACAGGGAUGUUUCCCUCAGCCCGGAAGAGCGAGUCCGCGCCCUAAGCAAGCUGGGUUGUAAUAUCACCAUCAAUGAAGAUAUCACUCCGCGCCGCUACUUUAGAUCCGGAGUAGAAAUGGAGAGAAUGGCGUCCGUGUAUUUGGAAGAAGGAAACUUGGAAAAUGCCUUUGUUCUCUAUAAUAAAUUUAUAACUUUGUUUGUAGAAAAGCUUCCUAACCAUCGAGAUUACCAGCAAUGUGCAGUACCCGAAAAGCAGGAUAUUAUGAAGAAACUGAAGGAGAUUGCAUUCCCAAGGACAGAUGAAUUGAAAAAGGACCUUUUAAAGAAAUAUAACGUAGAAUACCAAGAAUAUUUGCAAAGCGAAAACAAAUAUAAAGCUGAAAUUCUCAAAAAACUGGAGCAUCAGAGAUUGAUAGAGGCAGAAAGGAAGCGGAUCGCUCAGAUGCGCCAGCAGCAGCUAGAAUCGGAGCAGUUCUUGUUUUUCGAAGAUCAGCUCAAGAAGCAAGAAUUAGCCCGGAGUCAGAUGCGAAGCCAGGAAACUCCAGCGCAGUCAGAGCAGAUUGAUGGGAGUGCUUUGUCCUGCUUUUCCACACACCAGAACAAUUCCUUGCUGAAUGUAUUUGCAGAUCAGCCUAAUAAAAGUGAUGCAACCAAUUACGCUGGCCACUCGCCUCCCGUAAACAGGGCCUUAAAGCCAGCUGCAACUCUAAGUGCUGUUCAGAAUUUAGUGGUUGAAGGACUGAGAUACGUCGUUUUAUCAAGAGAUCUUUGCCACAGAUUUCUGCUCCUGGCAGAAUCUAAUACAGUGAGAGGAAUAGAAACCUGUGGAAUACUCUGUGGGAAACUGACGCAUAAUGAAUUUACUAUUACCCACUUAAUCGUGCCAAAACAGUCUGCAGGACCAGACUAUUGUGACGUGGAGAAUGUAGAAGAAUUAUUUGGUGUUCAGGAUCAGCACAAUCUCCUCACUCUGGGAUGGAUCCAUACACAUCCAACCCAAACUGCAUUCUUAUCCAGUGUUGACCUCCACACUCACUGUUCUUAUCAGCUCAUGUUGCCAGAGGCCAUUGCCAUUGUCUGUUCACCGAAGCAUAAAGACACCGGCAUCUUCAGGCUCACCAGUGCUGGCAUGCUUGAGGUUUCUGCUUGUAAAAAGAAGGGCUUUCAUCCACACACCAAGGACCCCAGGCUGUUCAGUAUAUGCAAACAUGUGUUGGUAAAAGACAUAAAAAUAAUCGUACUGGAUCUGAGGUGAUAUGUUCCGAAGAUUAGCACCGUCCACGCCAGACACUUACCCAUGGACCUGUGGUUGCUGGAUUUUCUUAAGAUGUUUCCAGAAAUGACUGACAUUUUAUAUUUAUACACUUUAGAUCAGAAAGUUUGAUAUUUAUUACUUUUGCACAUUUUGAAGCUUUCUUUUUGGGUUGCUUUGUCUCAAGAGAGGUUACAAUGGAGUUAAAUCAAUACCUAUUAAUGUGCCCAAAUACUAUGACCAGAUAAUAAAUUGUGCCGCAAACAACAAUA
Molecule: messenger RNA, 8333 nt
Organism: Globicephala melas (long-finned pilot whale)
Lineage: Eukaryota; Metazoa; Chordata; Mammalia; Artiodactyla; Delphinidae
Gene: STAMBPL1
Product: STAM binding protein like 1
Biological process (GO): protein K63-linked deubiquitination
Cellular component (GO): membrane; endosome
Molecular function (GO): protein binding; metal-dependent deubiquitinase activity; K63-linked deubiquitinase activity
Source: RefSeq, a predicted model, not a curated record